CUUUACAUCAGCUGAUAUUCAUAAUUUGUUAAUAAUGAUUCAGAAUAUUAAGCAUCAUUAAACUAUGUCAAUAAAGUUUCCACAUAAACUUAAGCAUAAAUCCCCCCACCCAUGGGAAACAACUAUCAAGGGGGCGUAUGCAGACAAAAUAAAGCGUGCCCAUAAUUCUAUUCACAAUGUGGAGUACCCCAAGGCAAAACUAAAACUACCGGACCCUGAACGCGUAAAAUUCACUAUAAUUGGCGAUCGAGUUACAAAAGAAUUUAAUUCUUGCAUUCAACUCGCGAAAGGAUUACACAAAUAUAGAUGGAAAACGUUUGACACUCCAGUUAUAAGAGCUGUUACAACCCCGGAAUGGCAGAUGGUUCUAAAACAAUUGAAACUGGAAUAUGGCGGAUUGUCGUAUUGUUUGGACGGAUCGGUUGCAGUUUUAGUUAACGAUAAGUUUUUGGGAGGAGAGAAGGAAUUGAAAGAGCUGAUCUCUUCUAAAUAUAAUUACCAUAUUGUCCUCGAUGGAUACAAGGAGGGUGUUGCACAGUUUGUCAGUUAUGUCCGCGCUAGUGGUAGACCGUGUGCCUAUAUGCACAUAGCGAUAGAUGGUGAACACGUUGGUACCAUGAUUUUAAUGCUUUAUUCUGAUAUCGUUCCAAAAACUUGUGAGAAUUUCUUGCGACUUUGUCAAAGUAAAAGGGGUGGGUACUCGGGCACUCCCGUCCACCGGAUCGUCAGUGGCGGCUGGAUACAGUGCGGCGGUUUCGGCCUCAAGAACACGGAUUUGGACUGCGAAAACUUUGUUGUACCGCACGAUAGGAGGGGUGUUCUAUGUAUGGCCAAUGAUGGAAGACACAUUGACUGUUCCACGCAGUUUUUUAUUUUACUCCAACCAGCACCAUGGAUGGCCCAAAAUUAUGUUGCUUUCGGCCAACUUAUAGAUGGUGAAUCGACUCUGAAGAAAAUUGAAUCAGUGCCCACGUGGUACGAGUCCCCGCUGGUUGACAUAACCAUUCACAAUAGUGGGAUACUAAACUUGGAGAGUGAGUGCAUAACUAUUAACAAGGGGACAAAUGAGUAUAUUGAUAAGCAUAUUGAAGAUUUGGUGGAGCUGCGAAAAUUAUUACACGAUUUCUUGCUGGAGAGAGUGUUUUUGGAAAUUGAAUUUAGGCUGGUUGCAGCGGCUGAUCAAAUGAGUGAAGCAACCGUUAUUGAGGAAGGCGAUACGAACAUAAGGGCAACAAAAAGGUUCAUAAGAAAUAAGGAGGACAUUGAGAAGCAACUACAAUUGGGUCAAAGUGAAAGCCGACGCUUGUCAUCUCCUGCGGACUACGAAAAUAAUGAAUUUGACGUAGAAGAUUAUGAGUACGAAUCUGAAGAAACGCCAUACCAGCACGUUUCUCUGAGCGAUUACGAGAGGGAAGAAGAUUUAACUGAAAAACUGUUUUAUUUACCGCAAACAGAUGUGCCGUAUCCUGGAGAAAUAGACUCCACAUACGACUUGAAAAAGUUUUUAAAAGGCGAUUAUUGUCUAGAGAGUGAUUUACAAGAACCGCAGAAAAAUAAAAUUAUAUGCAAGGAAAUUUCUUAUGUGUCGGAAAUUUACAAGUUUGACGAUAUUUCCGAUGAUAUGUCAUUAAAAUCACUGGAGUCGGAGGAAGAGAGAGAAAUAGGAGAAUAUCUCAAAAAGAACGUUGAUCGUGUGAGCUUUGCCGGAGGAAUUAUCAAGGGAAUAGCAAGAGGUGUUGGAAAAUUCAAUAUCUUUGAAGGGACACGAAAAUCGGAAUUAAUCACAGACGAGCAACUGAGGCAGUUCAGACUGGCAUCGUUUGGACAACAGUCGCAAGAACCGCACAAUAAAAAAGUCUCGUUGAGCCUACCGUGUGGCAGAAGACAACCGAGUAAAAUAAAACGCCGGCAAACAGGUUUUGUACACAUUGAGGAACUGGAAAAAAUACACGUCAUCGAUACAGAUAGUGUAGAUGCUGAAGAAUCACCGACUGGGAGCCGAAAAGUCCGGAUAGCACCAUCGGCGAUAUCAAGACAAACCGGUACGCGAACCUCUCGAAGACCGACAGGGUUUGUCACAGGAAAGCCCGGAGACGAAGCUGACGGAAAAAGACAGUCGGUGCUCACUCGGCUAUACGAAAAUGUAGCUUUCGACGAUGAAGUCAGGCCUACUUUAAAAGAUUUCCAGUCGUUAGGUGAAAGUACUCAUAAGAAUCUUCUUCUUACAUACUCGCCCAAUUCUCGCUUAAAGAGCGAUGAGAGUACACGGGACAGGUAUGUGCGUACAUCGUUCGCAGCCGACGACCGUUCAUAUGAAGAGAUGAUGAACAUCCAGCACGGCAAGAUGAUCGCGCGGAAGGUGUCUUCAGACUACGUGAAGACCAUCGAUCAGAUGGAGCACACCAAGGUGGAGACCUCCAUCCGGAGCGUGGAGUACGCAAAGUCCCGACCCUCCCUGAGCAUACAGGAGUAUCAGGCCAGGAAUAACAAACACAACGAAGAGCUCAAGAGUCAUUCAAAAAUUAGUGAAGGAAAAGCUUCUUCCUCUACUCGCGGUAUCCGCCUGCCAGGAGACACGCCAGUAUAUUCAAUGACAGAUGUAGUUACAGAGGUGCGAGAAGACAAGUAAAAAAACAACAAACAAUUUCACCUUUUUAUUUGUAAUUAUUUACAAUUAUACAUGAAUAAAUUUUUGAUUGAUACCUAAA
Leptidea sinapis is the source of this 2708-nucleotide messenger RNA. RefSeq lists its product as uncharacterized. Bases 65 to 2629 code for a protein of 854 amino acids. Gene Ontology annotation, biological process: protein peptidyl-prolyl isomerization. Gene Ontology annotation, molecular function: peptidyl-prolyl cis-trans isomerase activity. Lineage: Eukaryota; Metazoa; Arthropoda; Insecta; Lepidoptera; Pieridae. The transcript is spliced from 17 exons. The record is from RefSeq and is a predicted model, not a curated record.